CUGGCUGUUGUUGCUGCUGCUGCUGCUGCUUCUGCGCCUACUAGCUCGCGCUCUCUUCCUGUGUUGUCCCCUUCAUCUUUGUCUCCGUUGUAGAUAGACUUGCAUUCUCAUCACACCACCGCUCCGCCCUCUCAACCGCCUCCCGCCGCGCCUCCCUUUCGCCCGCCGCCAGCUUGCCGGCUCUCGCAAACGCUAUCAAUCCUUCUUUCUCCGACGCCGAGUCCCAUUCGCCCUCCCAACCGUCACUCACAGUCUAUGCUUCACCAGCCAAUAUCACCUUCCUUGGCGUAGCAACAACCCGCCCUUCGGCCCUGAAGGGGCUACAACACUCAUCGCGUGCUCGUUUCUUCUGCUCCCUCGGCGGCAAGACGAUACGCUUUUCACUUGCGCAUUCACGCUCUACAUACCCGUUCCGCAUUUUUGCCAGGCGGAGCUCGCUGCCAUGGCGCCCUCGCUAAACAUUGCGGGAGCCGCUACAGGCAAAGGCAUCCUCAUCGGCAUGCUUUCUGCCUUCGGCUCCGCUGGCAUCAUCGCCCUCGUGCUUCUCAUCAUUUGGUUCUUCCAGUACACCCAGCGUGGACGCAUCCUCCUGGAUCGCAUAGGUCGGCCAGGCGACUAUGACGAUGAGCAGGCGUUUCUGCGGGAGGAGGCUGAGGCUCUUGACGAGAUGGACGACCUGCAGCGCAUGGAGUAUCUACGGGCAAAAGCAUUUGUCCAAGCGAAUCCUCCAGAGUCGGUGCAUACGGACAUCUCACUCUCGCAGUACCUGGCCAUCCAAGAAAAGGGUGUAUCGGCAUGGGAAUUUGAGCCCGAACUCGAGAUCGCAAACUGCUUCGUCGAGGCCCGCACCGAAAUCGAGUUCUACGACUCAGAGUGCAGCGUGCAAAGUAACCUGCCCAUACCCAAACAGAACGAAGUGUACUACUGGGAGGCCAAAAUCUACGACAAACCCGAGAACACGACGAUAAGCAUUGGACUCACAACCAAACCGUACCCGCUUUUCCGGCUACCUGGAUACCAUAAGCACUCGAUAGCAUACGUCUCCAACGGUCUCCGUCGGCAUAAUCAACCCUUCGCCGGCACUCCGUACGGUCCAGAGUAUGUCCAAGGCGACGUAAUCGGCGUUGGCUACCGCCCGCGAACUGGGACCAUUUUCUUCACUCGCAAUGGCAAGAAACUAGACGACGUCGCCCACGGACUGAAGACGCAAAAUUUCUUCCCCACUGUCGGCGCAAACGGUCCUUGUCAGGUGCAUGUCAACUUUGGCCACAUGGGUUUUGUCUUCAUCGAAGCCAUUGUCAAGAAGUGGGGCCUCGCACCAGCAAGUGGCAGUCUCGCCCCGCCACCGCCUUACGGUAGUGAGCAGGGCAGCAUCCUACUCGAGGGCGGGCGCGAGGGCGUCCGGGAGGGUUCUGGAUACAUGGCACCUGCUUUCCAGCACUACGGUGGCCACGGCCACGGUCGAUCAAACUCGCAACAGAUUCGCCUAUCACGACAGCAGCACCCGACCAGCCCCGGUCCGCAGCGCUCCCCAACAGACAUCUCGCUCGCGGCAUUCAGCGUCGUUGACGAGGGCGAGGACGUCGGUGAGGGCACCUCGUCCAGCACACCAGCACCCACAUCGAGCACCUUCCCCCCUCACGAAGUCUCAUCAGAGGCUCCACCUCCCGAGUACGAGAGCCCAUCGGAUGAGGAGCGGCGGCCGCUUAUUCCCGGGAAUGGACCACCCAUACCGAGCUACGAGGCUGCCGUAGGCGAAGAACGCAGAGGCAGGGCAAACACACGAGACUCUCAACGGACGAUCCGGUGACACGAACGCAACAGCCUCGGUGCGUCGACCUCGACGCCCAGCCUCCCCC
Molecule: messenger RNA, 1859 nt
Organism: Verruconis gallopava
Lineage: Eukaryota; Fungi; Ascomycota; Dothideomycetes; Venturiales; Sympoventuriaceae
Exons: 3
Coding region: 443-1810 (455 amino acids)
Molecular function (GO): protein binding
Source: RefSeq, a predicted model, not a curated record